GUCCUAGCCCUUUCUCCCUCUCGCUUAUUCCCCCCCCCCCCCCCCCCCCUCUCGCCUCGCCUCCAACGGGGACGCCGCCCUCGCCAACUGGGCGACGCCGCCGCCGUCAUCAACUCGUCCCGGUCACCACCACCGCGUAUCCGCGGUAUACUACCCCGCCGUCUCUCUCUCUCUGCUGUCGCGCCGCCGCCGCCUGCCUGCUCGACGCGCGGCCGUGUCGUGGUCUGGUUCGAAGCCGCGCCGCUUUUUUUUUUUUUUUGGGUUUCCUUUUUCCGCUCGUCGUUAUCGAGCUCCAGGGUCCAGGUCGGCGCAUCGUCUUCCCAUCCCAGGUGUCCCUCGUACGGUCGGGGUAGCGGUCGUCGUCGUCGGCGGCGGCGGCGCCAGAUCCCGGUCGGUCCCCGGCCGUGCUAACCCCGCUGCACUGCGAGAUCAAGUUUGUAAAGACAAAAACCAUGUCUUUCAAGGACGGAAUUUGGCAUAAUUCAAUACAACAAACUCAUUAUACUUUAAGUGCUCUACAAAUCAGUACAUUUGGACAUGUUAGAGCUUUAGUUGUCCAUCGGACUGGAAUUUGGUUUUGUUAAUGACAAAAUUUGCUUUCUCACUGAUGCUUGAGAUGGAUGAUCUUGAAGUAAAAAAUGAUGAAGAGUACCAGAUGGAUCCUAUUGAAAUCAAGGAUGGUGAAGAGCAUUCAAUAGAGAUGCUUGUUGAGCAGCCACGGUUUCUAGAGCCCAUAUGUCCUGAAGAGGUUAAUGAAGAUACACGAGUGUACCCACGUGUGGGGGAUGAGUACCAGGUGGAAAUUCCAAAUCUAGCAACAGAAGAGGAACGCAUGAAACUAAGGUCAUGUCCAGUUGAUGACAGUGGAAUUUUCGGUUUUGAUUAUCCUGUUGGUGUGGGACUAGCUAUUCCAGUCACAUGGACCCAAAAAACAAGCGAUCAUGUAAAAAAAGAGCAGACAGGAUUCUCAGGACGCAGUUCAUGUUCUUCACAAGAUGAAUGUAAUAGCCACGUCACAGAAGAUAUUCCUAGAAAUGUUCCAGGCUGUAAAGUUGAAUGUGAUGAGCAUGAUGAGAAACUUCUAAAAUCUGCUGAACAAGAUAUUAACUGCUUACAAAAUGGGAAAGCCAGUGAUUAUAUUCCUCUGCCAGGAAUGACACAUUAUUCCUGGACUGAUGAAGAAGCACAAACUUUUCUUCUUGGUCUAUAUAUUUUUGGCAAAAAUCUUGUUCAGGUGACAAAAUUUUUGCAAUGUAAGACAAUGGGAGAAGUUCUAUCCUAUUACUACGGAGAGUUCUUCAGGUCUGAUUCAUAUAAUCGAUGGGCUGCAUGUAGAAAAGUAAGAAGCCGGAGAUGUAUACUUGGGUUGCGCAUAUUUUCUGGUACAAGACAGCAGGAACUGCUGUCACGUAUGCUUGCUGGUAUAGCAAGGGAAGUUCAACAUCCUUUGUUGGAGGUCUUUAAAACAUUCAACGAGGGAACAUCUACCUUUGAGGAGUUUAUUUUGUCCUUAAGGUCCACAGUUGGCGCACGAGUUCUUGUAGAGGCAGUUGGAAUUGGCAAGGGAAAAUAUGACUUGACUGGAUUUGCAUUAGAUCCUAGUAGAAACCAUGGUAUCUCAACACGUGCAGAAAUCCCUAUCGGCAAGGCUUGCUCAUCGCUUUCAUCUGGAGACAUCAUAAAGUUUUUGACUGGUGAUUUCAGACUAAGCAAGGCAAAAUCUAAUGAUCUAUUCUGGGAGGCUGUCUGGCCUCGCCUGCUUGCAAGAGGGUGGCACUCGGAGCAGCCUAAGGAUUCUUCUCUAGUUGGCAAGCAUGCUUUAGUGUUCCUCAUUCCAGGCGUAAAGAAAUUUUCUAGAAAGAAGCUUGUCAGAGGAAAUCAUUAUUUUGAUUCUGUUAGUGAUGUGUUAAGCAAAGUUGCAUCAGAACCAAGACUGCUUGAAUUUGGAGUUGAGGGUAGUAAUGGUGAAGGUGGGUUCAAGAUUGAAAAUGGAUGGAUCCAUGAUGCUGAACUUGAGAAAAGCACAGUUACUGACAAGAAAUCUUCUUGUUAUACCCGGCCCAGUGAACCUGGGUGUUCACCAGAGCUAAUGAAAUUUACUGUGGUGGAUACUAGUGUUGUUCAAGGAGAAGAACCAUGCAAGGUGAGGUCCCUAAGAAAUCUACCUACAGAUGCCAGUCAUGGUUACAUGUCUUCACCACAUUCAGAAGAUUCUGGGAGUGACAGUUCAGAAGAACACUCUGACUCAGAGGACAGCUCUCAGUCUUAUGAACAUAUAAAUACAAAUCAAAACAAGACAGGUGCUAAGUAUGUCAAUGAGAAGAAAUGUAAACCACCAACAGGUGAUAGGAUGGAUAUUGAUGUACUUCAGAAGAAUUCUACUUUCGCAGGCACAAUGACAUCAACCAAUGGUCACAUGUCAUUUGAUCAAGGUUUCAGCUUAAUGAAUAAUGCCUGUUCCUCAACUGCAACUAUUCUUCCUGUCGGUACUCAAAGGGUCCAUGCUACUAAUUCUUCCACUGAAAUAAACUUUCAGUUUGAUCAAAGGGUAACUCCUGAGCCCCAGAUUUUCUUAGCAGCAUCUGUUGCAAAGAGAAGGAGGUUAGUAUCUUGUAAGAAUGAGAGAACUGGACGCAGAAAUACUGCUGCCAAUAAAAGACAGCAUGGGAAGCAAGUUGACACCGCACAACAUGAUGUGUCUAAAUCAAAUGAAGCAAGCGCAGGGGCUAAGCCUUUCAUAUGGGGUUCAAUUCCGAACUCAUCAACUACCAUAAACUUUGACAUGAGUAACAUUCAUUUAUGUCACAAGCAGUACAAUGUGCCCCCUACCGAUGAAAAAAUGGUACUCAAGGAAAAGUCCCAAGAUAAGCAUGUUAUUGAUCUGAAUAUUCCACAAGUGCCUUCUGAUUAUGAGUCAGCUGUGAGCUACAUCGUGCCUUCUUCUGACAAGAAUACACAUACAAUGGAUAGAUCUAUACAUUCUUCUGAAACCAACAGGAUGGAUGACUGUCUUCCAGACAUCAAUGCCUCCUGUAAUGGGCUAUUGAGUGAGCAGAGGAGGCAGAGUACCAGAAGCCGCCCACCAACAACCCGAGCUCUGGAAGCUCUUGCUUGUGGCUUUAUUGGGACAAAGCAGAAGGGCGCGGAAGGAAACUUCCCAUCUUCAAGCAGGAGCAGCAGACCUGUCCGGCGACCACGGAGAUUAACUGAUGGUGCAGUGUCAUUUCCUUCUGAUGGUGAGGGAAGUAGUUCUCAUUUUACCGAUUCAGCCAUUAUUGUCAAUGAAUGGCACAUGACUAACCGUCAGUAUCAAGUCCUUGACAACACCCCCACAGAUAAGUCCACUGAUAACAGGACUCGUGAAUUGUUUGGGGCAGACAAAUCUGCUGAUAAAGGGACUCGUGAAUUUUUUGGGGCAGACAAAUCUGCUGAUAAAGGGACUCGUGAAUUUUUUGGGGCAGACAAAUCUGCUGAUAAAGGGACUCGUGAAUUUUUUGGGGCAGACAAAUCUGCUGAUAAAGGUAGUCAUGAAUUAUUUGGCAUACCUUAGAUCACAUGAAAAUGGAAUCAAUACUUCGUCGAACUUUGAGUUGGGCUAAGGAACUAAUGGAGGAAGCCUAUACAACUCAUUGCCAAUUUCAGCUAUAGCUUGGUGCAUAUGCCUCCUACUGUUCAAGCUUAUAUCAAGAACAGAUGGACCCAAUGCUCUUUCCAGAUUUUAUGGAUAUUUACCCUCAGGUCAUCCUUCUGUGUCUUGUUAAGUGUUUUUGGAUUAACAUUAAUUGAAAAGAAACCAAUGAGCGCAAGACUCAUGCUCUCCUUCGGAAGUCACCUGCUGAAGCAUUUACCUUCCUCUGGAGGUUUUUGAUGGACCUUUACCUGCAGUUAUACUCUUUGCCUUUUUUUACAUGUACUAUGUGGAGUGGCUGGAAAUUGGAAAGUGUGUAACAAUGAACUCAUAUAAGAACCAUAUUAUAGCUUGGAACUCUAAUCUUUUCAAGCAAACCAUAAAUUCAAAAUGGAGAACCAAAAAUACUAUGAACCA
Messenger RNA from Oryza sativa Japonica Group (Japanese rice), 4045 nucleotides. RefSeq lists its product as uncharacterized. Lineage: Eukaryota; Viridiplantae; Streptophyta; Magnoliopsida; Poales; Poaceae. Gene Ontology annotation, molecular function: transcription corepressor activity. The record is from RefSeq and is a predicted model, not a curated record. Gene Ontology annotation, cellular component: nucleus.